AAUUUGCGAGAUUGGUUAUCGUAUUUGUGAUGUGCUAUUUGCAAAAAAAAAAACUAUCUACGAUCAUAUCGCAAGAAGAACUGACGAUCUUCUUUAUCGAGUGCUUCAAUCACCUUGAAUAAACAGUAAAAUUUGUGUCACAACUCAAGUGAGCUGAAAAUGCAUCAAAAAUAGUGAAUCACAAACAAAAUUACAUCAUACUUUUUUCCACUGGAAUCCAUUUAUUAGAAACUUGCAUAUAACGUUCCAUUUCACACUGUUAUGAGCAAAUUAUGGCUCAGAUCUUACAUUUUUUAACGUUAAAAUAUACGGAAAAAGAUAAAAUACUUUCACAAGAUAAUAAUAACGAUUAAUUUUCAUUAUCAUUUUCUUUCUUUUGUUUUCUCCUUCUUUUUUCUCUCCGUAAAAUACGAUAUUUUUUCAGUUACAAUCGAAACGUGAAAUGUUUUUCAAAUCAGAAUCGCAAUCUCAGCACAGUCCAAUGGAACCCCCACCGAAUCCACCACACAAUAAUCAUGUAAAUUCAUCAUUGAGUUCGCAAAUAAAUGGUAAUGGAACACCAACAUUGGAAAAGAAUUCAACAAUAAUCGUUAAUAAUCAUUCGAAUGCGAACACACCAACAACGGCAAUGAACAAUGUCAUAAACAGCAUUAACACUAUCAGCUUAAAGGAUGCUUAUAAUCAUAAAAACAUCGAAAACAAUCACCAGGACUCGAAUAAAAUUGUUAGUGAUCGCCUAGAUAAAGAAAAACAAUUACAACAACAACAACAGGCUAUAAGUCGACCAAAGCCAAAGGAGCUUGAUGGUUACGUUGGUUUUGCAAAUUUGCCAAAUCAAGUGUAUCGAAAGGCAGUGAAACGAGGUUUUGAAUUUACAUUGAUGGUUGUGGGCGAAAGCGGUUUAGGCAAAUCAACAUUGAUUAAUUCAAUGUUUCUGGCCGAUAUUUAUAAUCAAGAUCAGCAUCCGGGACCAUCACAUCGUAUUAAAAAAACGGUAGCUGUUGAAACGACCAAAGUUUUAUUAAAAGAAAAUGGAGUCAAUUUAACAUUGACCGUUGUUGAUACACCCGGUUUUGGUGAUGCGGUUGACAACAGUAAUUGCUGGGUUCCAAUUAUCGACUUUGUUGAAGCAAAAUACGAAGAAUUCCUUACUGCUGAAUCGCGUGUUCACCGUAAAGCAUUAAGUGAUAAUCGUGUUCAUAGUUGUCUCUAUUUUAUUGCUCCAUCAGGCCAUGGCUUGAAACCACUUGAUGUUGAAUUCAUGCAAAGACUUUGCGAUAAAGUCAACAUCAUACCAGUUAUUGCAAAAGCUGAUACCAUGACACCCGAAGAGGUACAAUUAUUCAAAAAACAGAUUUUGAAUGAAAUUGCUCAGCACAAAAUUAAAAUCUACGAUUUUCCCGAACCACUCGAAGAUGAAGAAGAGGCCAAAGUUUUGAAACAGCUCCGAAGCCGAGUUCCAUUCGCAAUUGUUGGGGCCAACACAGUCGUAGAAAUUGAUGGUCGCAAGGUUCGUGGACGCAGAUAUCCUUGGGGCACUGCCGAAGUGGAGAAUUUAGAUCAUUGUGACUUUAUUGCACUGCGUAACAUGAUCAUACGGACACAUUUGCAAGAUUUGAAGGAUGUCACAAAUAAUGUUCACUAUGAAAAUUAUCGUUGUCGCAAAUUAGCCGGUCUCGGAACAGACGGCAAAAAUUCACGCCUAAGCAACAAUUUAUGCAAUCAAGGUGUUAUGAACUCGUUUAUGACUGUGUGGAAUCCUUUGGCUCAAAUGGAAGAAGAGAAACGUGAGCAUGACAUGAAGAUGAAAAAAAUGGAAGCUGAAAUGGAACAAGUAUUCGAAAUGAAAGUCAAAGAGAAAAAACAAAAACUCAAGGAUUCCGAAGCCGAACUGACACGACGACACGAAGAACGCAAGAAGGCAUUAGAAAUGCAAAUUCGUGAGUUGGAGGAACGCAAACGUGCUUUCGAACAAGAGAAACAUGAAUGGGAGUAGGUUACAACAUUUAUAUUAUCGAUUAGAUAAUACGGAAGUUCACUCUAAAGACAGACUUAAUGAUUAACAUUGUUCCUUAAAUUGUAUUUAAUAAAUCAAUUUUUUUUAUUCGAUUGUUGAUCACAGCGGACGGCAGUUAGAAUAAGAAAAAACUGAACUCGGCUGAACUCUAUGUCCAGAAAUAUAUCAGUCAUAUAUCGAUCUGUAUAUGAUAAAUGUAAUCAUGAAAAAAUUGUUUCGCCAAUCUAAUGGCUAAUUACUACUUAUGCACGCAAACGUCAUUGAAAUCAACAAACAAACAAAGGAAUAAAUUAUUUUUUUAAGGAACAAUAUUAAUAGUUCUAAUCAUAUAGAUUAGACUAGUCUGUGUGAACUUUUAUAUUAUCAAGAACCAUUAGAGAGUAAAAAAAUAGGGUUGGAUUGCUCGAAAAUUGUGAUUUGGUACUGUAGUGGAUAUAUGAGGAAAGG
Contarinia nasturtii (swede midge) is the source of this 2464-nucleotide messenger RNA. It is a transcript of the gene pnut, whose product is annotated as septin-7. Lineage: Eukaryota; Metazoa; Arthropoda; Insecta; Diptera; Cecidomyiidae. Gene Ontology annotation, cellular component: cell division site; microtubule cytoskeleton; septin complex. Gene Ontology annotation, molecular function: GTP binding; molecular adaptor activity; GTPase activity. The coding region runs from base 443 to 1996 and encodes 517 amino acids. Gene Ontology annotation, biological process: cilium assembly; cytoskeleton-dependent cytokinesis. The record is from RefSeq and is a predicted model, not a curated record. The transcript has 8 exons.